AUGGUGAUCCGGAUACUCGAUCAGAACGGUGAUACUGCUCCACUUGGCAAGCAUUGGAUCUCUAGCUUUCUACGCCGUAAUCCACGCGUCCACUCAGUCGUCGGCCGGACGAUCGAAGCUGCUAGGGCUAAGGCAGCAACGCCAGACGCGAUCAGAGCUUUCCUUGAGCUCUUCGAGCAUACGCGAUCGCGACUCAACGUCUGUUACGCCGAUAUCUAUAAUAUGGAUGAGACUGGGAUCGCGCUAGGCGUCUGUAGUAACUCUCAAGUAGUUGCUUCAGCUACUAAACGCAAGGCUUACGUCCAAUCGCCAGAAACGCGCGAGUGGGUAUCAAUUAUUGAGUGCGUCUCAGCUACUGGAGCUAAGUUAUCACCAGUGAUUGUCUUUAAGGGCCAAAAUCUUCAGUCAAGCUGGUUUCCAUCACAGGCUAUACCUGAGUGGUACUACACCACGUCAGCUAACGGUUGGACGUCUAACGAUAUUAGAUUUGAGUGGUUAUCACGGAUAUUUAUCACAGAAACUGCUGAUCGCGCUGCUCAACUACGCAAUCGACUACUAAUACUUGAUGGCCAUGGCUCUCAUAUUACUCUAGAAUUCAUGUGGGCUUGCUAUCAGCACUCUAUAUAUCUAUUAUAUCUGCCUGCUCACUCCUCUCACAUACUCCAGCCACUUGAUCUAGCUCCAUUCUCUGUCACCAAGUCUAGCUAUCGCGAUCAGAUCCGGGCCCUCGCUGCGCUCGACGACGCUGCACCAAUCAAGAAGCAAGCUUUUAUAUCAAUCUAA
Messenger RNA from Bipolaris sorokiniana ND90Pr, 783 nucleotides. RefSeq lists its product as uncharacterized. The record is from RefSeq and is a predicted model, not a curated record. Gene Ontology annotation, cellular component: nucleus. The transcript has a single exon. Lineage: Eukaryota; Fungi; Ascomycota; Dothideomycetes; Pleosporales; Pleosporaceae. Gene Ontology annotation, molecular function: DNA binding. The coding region runs from base 1 to 783 and encodes 260 amino acids.